This is a messenger RNA of Helianthus annuus (common sunflower), 1374 nucleotides long. Its product is annotated as S-adenosylmethionine synthase 3. Gene Ontology annotation, biological process: S-adenosylmethionine biosynthetic process. The record is from RefSeq and is a predicted model, not a curated record. Gene Ontology annotation, cellular component: cytosol. Bases 43 to 1215 code for a protein of 390 amino acids. NCBI's taxonomy places the organism in Eukaryota, Viridiplantae, Streptophyta, Magnoliopsida, Asterales, Asteraceae. The transcript is spliced from 2 exons. Gene Ontology annotation, molecular function: methionine adenosyltransferase activity; ATP binding.
CUACUCAUCCCAUUCUCUCUAGAUCCAAUCACAAGUUAAGAUAUGGAGACCUUCCUAUUCACAUCCGAAUCCGUCAACGAGGGACACCCCGACAAACUUUGCGACCAAGUGUCCGACGCCAUCCUUGACGCAUGCCUUGAACAAGAUCCCGAAAGCAAAGUCGCCUGCGAAACAUGCACCAAAACCAACAUGGUCAUGGUCUUUGGUGAAAUCACCACUAAAGCUGUUGUAGAUUACGAGAAAAUAGUCCGCGACACUUGCAGAAACAUCGGGUUCACAUCCGCUGAUGUCGGCCUGGAUGCUGACACCUGCAAUGUCCUGGUCAAUAUCGAGCAACAAAGUCCCGAUAUUGCCCAGGGUGUUCACGGUCACCUAACGAAAAAACCCGAGGAAAUCGGUGCGGGUGACCAAGGUCACAUGUUCGGUUAUGCAACCGAUGAGACCCCCGAGCUUAUGCCGUUGACCCACGUCCUCGCAACCAAGCUUGGCGCGAAGCUAACCGAAGUUAGAAAAAACAAGACUUGCCCAUGGCUCAGACCGGACGGCAAGACCCAAGUGACGGUCGAGUACCACAACGACAACGGUGCGAUGGUUCCCACACGGGUUCACACCGUUCUCAUCUCGACCCAACACGACAAAACCGUGACAAACGAACAAAUAGCCGCGGAUCUCAAGGAACAUGUGAUUAAGUCAGUGAUCCCAUCCCAAUACCUUGAUGAAAACACUAUCUUCCACUUGAACCCAUCGGGCCGGUUUGUAAUAGGUGGGCCCCACGGGGACGCGGGUCUGACGGGCAGAAAGAUCAUCAUUGACACCUAUGGUGGAUGGGGUGCACAUGGUGGUGGUGCGUUUUCGGGAAAAGACCCUACUAAAGUGGAUAGAAGUGGGGCUUAUAUUGUUAGGCAAGCGGCUAAGAGCGUAGUGGGUUCUGGGCUCGCUCGCAGGUGCAUUGUGCAGGUUUCUUACGCGAUUGGUGUGGCUGAACCGUUAUCCGUGUUUGUUGACACGUAUAAAACUGGGACUAUUCCGGAUAGUGAUAUCCUUGCUUUGAUCAAGGAGAAUUUCGAUUUUAGGCCGGGUAUGAUGGCUAUUAACCUUGACCUUAAACGGGGCGGGAACUAUAGGUACCAGAAAACGGCUGCUUAUGGGCAUUUUGGUCGCGAAGAUCCGGAUUUCACCUGGGAGACACCGAAGAUUUUGAAACCGAAAGCUUGAAUAACGAUUAUAUUAGACAUAGCAAAGUGAUGGAUUCUCGAUUUCUUUUUGUUUGUAUGCUUUAAUUUUGUGUUUGUACUUUGUAUUUGUUUUUGGUUGUUGGGAUUCAUAUGCAUAAUCCACAUAUUCAUUGUAAUAUUUAUUUAAUAGUUGUUUAAA